CCGUUUUUCCUCGAAAAUGCCAUUACAAGUGAAGCAGUUGAAGUGAACGCAUCGUUAAAAGCUACCUAAAUCAUCAUCAUGACUGGCCGCGGUAAAGGAGGAAAGGGACUGGGCAAAGGAGGAGCCAAGCGUCACCGCAAAGUGUUGCGCGAUAACAUCCAGGGAAUCACCAAGCCCGCCAUCCGUCGUCUGGCUCGCCGUGGCGGAGUGAAGCGCAUCUCGGGGUUGAUCUACGAAGAGACGCGUGGCGUGCUGAAGGUGUUCCUCGAGAACGUGAUCCGUGAUGCGGUUACGUACACGGAACACGCCAAGCGGAAGACAGUCACCGCCAUGGAUGUCGUCUACGCGUUGAAGCGCCAGGGCCGCACGCUGUACGGUUUUGGAGGUUAAGCGAGAUUCCCGACGCCACCAUCACCCCACGCGAUUCGGAGAGCAAAUCGCGCAACCAAUCGGCCCUUUUCAGGGCCACCAAUUCUUCCUGAAAAAAGAUAAUGCUUUACCUUUCUGUUGUGUGGUGUAGAGAUGGGUUCACUGUGCGCGUGUACGCGUGCGUCCAUUAGUACGCAGGAAUGUGCGAAUUUUCUCUGAACUGUGUGCGUUAGACCCCCCGCACACAAGCGCGUUCAACCGGUGUAGCGUGGCUUGGGUGCAGGGUUGUCUUUCCAUUUUACGUAAGCGUGUUCAGAGAACCAAUAAUUUAGCAACAGUUUGGGUCAAAUAUUCGUGCGUAAUCCGCGCGCGCAGCUGCUGCUGAUGUGGCAACAUUCCGACAGGAUAUUAUCCUUGUACAGAAAGGGCGCUAUUUGUCGAAACCCUUUUUUUGAAUUCACUCUUAAUUGUGUAAAAGCAACGCCACAAGCCCUUUUGGGCGCGAAAAAACAUGGCGUCAUUUAUCGUCUGUCGCGCUUGGCUUGCUUCCACAUGAUGCCCUCUUUUGCAGUUCUUUCCCUUUGCCCUUCCGAAAAGAAAAAUAGUGCUUCCAUGGGUGGGGGGAAUCAUGUACAAACAUGUAUGUUCUUGUUUUGGCGCAUGUUCAAUUCGGUUUGCGUGCGUCGUAUAACUAUCAGUUAUUCACAUUAAAACUCUUGAACUGAAAUAGAUAACAUAAUCUGUUUUUCCGUGUUUUCAUUAUUAUGCACAAUUGUUUAAUUCUCUUUUUGUAAACCAUUUUAGAAUAGUGACGCAAUCCAACGCUAUGAAAGGCUAAUUUUCCCUCCGUUUUGUUUCGCCACGCCACCGAGCAGCUGCGGCGUCAUUCGAUGAGCGAACAGAUGUGCACCCUUUGUUCCCACGGGAAAGGUUAGGACGAAUGCCGGGACGCUUCGGCCCAAGACAGCAAGAAAAAGACCAGCGCUACAGUUUGCAGUUACAUCGUAAGAUUACACAUCUUUUGUGACUGGUGGCCAUGGAACCGAAAUCCUAUAAUGUGACAAAUAUUCCGUGCAUGUAGCUUGUAAAUAAUUAAUUCAGCGAAAUAGCGUUAGAUGAAACUUUACACUCAAUGGUGCUGCAGCACAUGUGAAAGAAUGAAAGGUUUAGAACUACAAUAUAUUUUUAGUACAAUUACAUACAUUUAGGGGUAUCGUAAUGGAUUUGAAUGCACGGUUGCAGUUCUCAAGAUUUGUUUCUGAUUAUAUAAUGUUAAAUUUUUUUGAUAGUUACAUAUUAUACAAAAUAUGUAGAAUUACAUAGAAAUAUAUGCUAAUCUGGGUAAAUAAUGCUUGUUUCGCCGAUGAUAUUAGUGAAUUCGGCUUGCAACUUCAAAUAUCUGACUUUGUUGAUUGUUCGGAACAACUUAGAAAAACAUAAGUCAAUAAUCUUUUCUUAUAAAACUUAAAUAGGUAAAGACAUUGGACUUAAAUGUCAAACAUUUAGAAACAACAAUUGACAGGAAACUGUCAUUAACGUGAUGUUCUUUCAACAUUCUUUUACUUAAAUGUAUUGAGCAACUCUAAUUAACAGGCGACAGGAGCAUCCAGGAUCAAAAAUGUUUGAAUGUACGACAUUCAGUUCAUUACUCAUACAAAACUUCCUUCAUUACUACAAAUAGUUAAUUAUAAAGUAAAUGAUUUAAAGCAUUUAAUAUAGGCGCUAGCUAAUUGUUAAUCAAUUUUAAUACGUAGGACGUCAACCAUAAACAUUGAGCAAAACGUAAACAAAGGUAAAACGCACGUAAAACUUUAUGUUCAUGUGGGCUCAAUUUACUUAACAGGACCAUUUUAGCUUACAAGAAAAUAUUGUUAAUUUUAUUUUGAAAAAAUGGAUAUUAUGUGAAAUACAUUGUUUAUUUUUAAAUAAAAUACUUUCAGCGGAAGCUUCAUUUGACUUCUAGCAUUAAAAAAGUCCCGAAACUCGUCCAGCAGAGACUGGGAACGCUGAUACCAAAACAGUUCCCAGAGGUGUGGAACGAUUCCAGUUUUUGGCAUCGGAAGGAUCGUUCCGUUUGUUCAGUUCUUUAUAUUAAAGCCAACUUUUAAAGAGCAUUUUUGUUGCAGACAAGCCAGUAAAAGCUAUUUAAAUAACGUUCCACAGUUAAGUACAACAAUGUUGCCUCAAUUGCACAAAAGUUUGAUUGCAGCUUCAUUUAACAGGUCACGCUCGUACAAAGUUAUCAAUCACAUCUGCUCAAAAGGGGUUGGAGGCCAUUCUUUCCGUAACAGGACCCGUAAGUAAAUAUCCCGUUUGAUUACCGAGAGACAUUCCAGAGACAGUUCAUUCUUGUGCCCGAUGAUCACAUCACGAUCUUCGAGAGCGCUCCGAGCGAGCGAGAGAGAGAGAUCUUCUCGUGUUUAUCUGACCGUGCGCUUCCGCGAUUCUCUUUGCAUCAUGUGGAGCCCCAGAAAUGAGCUUUCACGGUAUUUGACUCGCGAGAUGGAUCGCGCAGCAGCAGCAGCAGCAGCCGUAGUUUCACGAAAGCAAGAGUAACGCGUGCAGUGAACUGUUUAUAGUUGAAGUUCAGUUUUGCUCAGUCGUAGAUCAGUUUUCCAGCAGCACACGCGUCAGAUGGAAGUUUCUCUGGAGUUGGUGUAAUUGUAUGGUUUUUCGAUGUGCAGAGAGUGCGGAAAACGUGCGGAACCGAUCGGAUGUGAGUGAAACCAAAACGGAACGAAGCAUUCGAAACGAAACCGAUCGCCGGUGAAUGAGUUGCGGGUUGGAUGUGGGAAACAACUUUGGUGCCCCGCCGGUGUGUGUGUGGUGAUUGCACAUCCCCAAAAAAGAGAUAGUGUCAGUGAGUGCAUCGAA
Anopheles funestus (African malaria mosquito) is the source of this 3243-nucleotide messenger RNA. RefSeq names its product histone H4. Gene Ontology annotation, molecular function: DNA binding; protein heterodimerization activity; structural constituent of chromatin. Gene Ontology annotation, biological process: nucleosome assembly. The record is from RefSeq and is a predicted model, not a curated record. The transcript is spliced from 2 exons. NCBI's taxonomy places the organism in Eukaryota, Metazoa, Arthropoda, Insecta, Diptera, Culicidae. Gene Ontology annotation, cellular component: nucleosome. Bases 79 to 390 code for a protein of 103 amino acids.